GGCGAGGAGGGGGAGGCAGACAUGGAGCAGCUCUUGAACUACAGAAACAAGUGGUCACUGGAGUAAUCAGUGGUGAUUCAGGGAGACGUGGAAGUGAUGGCUGCUUCCAGGCAUGACUGCUCAGCUGUCACUGCUUUUCCAGACUCGACUUAUAUGGCAAGCCAACCGAAGGAACCGCUGGAGGAUCCCAAGAAGCAGAGCUUCUGGAUGCCUGGGAACUACGCGCGCACGGUGCAGAGGACGGACCGGUCCUUCCAAGCCUGUAACGACGUCACGGCGUGUUUCCUGGAGCGAGCGAAGGUGGAGAAGCAGUACGGACAGCAGCUGAGCCAGUGGAGCAGCAAGUGGAAGGUCGUCAUGGAUUCCAGGCCUGUGUACGGCUCCCUGAUGAGGGCCUGGCAGUGCUUCUUCGCCUCCACCGAGCGCCUGGCGGCCCUCCACUCCUCCAUUGCGCAGUCACUCGUGGCAGAGGAAGGAGAGCGGGUGAAGACCUGGCAGAAGGAGAUGUUCCCCAAAAAGCUCUGCUGUGGCUUCAAGGAGAGCUACGACAACAAGACCAGUUUCUCACGAGCGCAGAAGCCCUGGACCAAGAAGCUCACCAAGCUGGAGAAGGUCCGGCUGGCGUUCCACAAGGCGUGCCAGAAGGAGCAGGCGGCGCUGGAGAAGGAGAAGCAGGCGAACGACAACCCGGCGCUGAGCGAGGAGAAGAAGCUGAAGAUGGCCGAGGCCAAGCAGAGAGCCGCCGAGGAGCGAGAGAGAGCCAGAGAGCGAUAUGAAAAAGCUCUGGAGGAAGUGACAUCAUACACGCCUCGCUACAUGGAGGAGAUGGAGGCCAUUUUUGAGCAGUCGCAGGAGGAGGAGAGGAAGAGGAUCAGCUUCCUGAAGCAGGUCUUCCUCUCCAUCCACAGACACCUGGACAUCACCAACAACGAGAGCGUGAAGGCGGUUUACAGCGAGCUUCAUCAGACUCUGAUGUCCAUCGACGAGCAGGACGACCUGAAAUGGUGGAGGAGCAACCAGGGACCCGGCAUGCCGACCGACUGGCCCAAGAUCCAGGAAUGGGUCCCGCCCGUGAAAAAGCUGAAGAGGAAACGGAGGAACCAGAAAGGCAAAGAAAGUCGUCCCGUGAUGAUUGGCGGCGUGAAGGUCAGAGCGCUGUACGACUACGUGGGCGAGGAGGCCGACGAGCUGUCCUUCAGAGCAGGUGAGACGUUCCUGAAGGUGGAGGAGGAGGACGACCAGGGCUGGUGUCGGGGGGUGCUGAGCGGCGGGAAGGAGGGAUUCUACCCCGCCAAUUACGUCGAAGUCGCUGAGUGAUAACUCCGUUUUUACCCGCAACUCGUUUGUUUUUUUAAUGCUUUUGAAAGCAACACAUUAUUAAUAUUUCUGCUGGAAGAUGUUCUUAUCUUCUGAUCUUCUGAUCCACAACCAGCUUCAGAAAGAGCAGGAGCUUCUUAAAGAGACAGAGGCCCAAUUUCAAGGCGUUAGAUCAGGAAUUCAAAUUUCUUUUAAGUCACAUUUUAUAUAUGUAACAUUUUUUAACAACUGAAAGUAACACAAUUGAUUAAUUAUGCUCUAAAAUGGCCGCUGUGUGCUUGGGAAACACAAUAUUGCCCCUUUACUUUAAAUUUGGAGUGAUGUUUGGUCUGGAUGUGUUUCCGUAUAAAACUGUUUCUGCAUGUCGAUGUGUUUGUAAAGAAAAAUAUUUAUUUUCUUCCAACUUAAAUGAGUUAUUAUAUCUCUAUAUUGGGUCUGACAGGACGAACUGUUUACAACAUUCUGCAUGCAAUGAUGUUUACCUUCUGGGAACACAAAUGACAUAUUUAAUGAGUUAAAUUUCACAAUAAAAGCAUCCUUUUGCUUGUUAUUCUGUUGGUGCCUGGCUUUUAAUGAGAAUCUGUCAAAUAAAAGUAAAACAAAAACAUU
Molecule: messenger RNA, 1926 nt
Organism: Xiphophorus hellerii (green swordtail)
Lineage: Eukaryota; Metazoa; Chordata; Actinopteri; Cyprinodontiformes; Poeciliidae
Product: protein kinase C and casein kinase substrate in neurons protein 2-like
Exons: 10
Coding region: 97-1317 (406 amino acids)
Biological process (GO): plasma membrane tubulation; regulation of endocytosis; cytoskeleton organization
Cellular component (GO): cytoplasm; plasma membrane; endosome
Molecular function (GO): phospholipid binding; protein binding
Source: RefSeq, a predicted model, not a curated record